This is a messenger RNA of Cuscuta campestris, 6540 nucleotides long. The record is from the annotation of a GenBank genome assembly. Lineage: Eukaryota; Viridiplantae; Streptophyta; Magnoliopsida; Solanales; Convolvulaceae.
CAGGAUCCUUAUCAAUCAAGAAUGCUUGAACAGUUUUAGUGAUAUUUAUCUUCAUCACCUUAGCAAGACCUCCUCUGAUCACAAAGCCCUACUUUUGGAGUGCAUUAACUCUACUUAUAAAGGACCCAAACCCUUCAGAUUCAUUAAUGCUUGGACUUUGGAUGAUAGUUUUUAUGUAAUGGUAAAAAAUUAUUGGAACUCUAUCUCUAAUGGUAGAGGAAUGAGGGGUCUAGCCAACAAGCUCAAGGGUCUUAAAUUCUGCAUUAAGAAAUGGAAUGCUAACCAUUUUGGCAAUAUUUUUACUAAAGUCAAGGAGGCAGAAGAUGCAGCUAUUAAAGCACAGAAAAGGUUUGAAUCAUGCAACACAGAUGAUAACAGAGAGGCCUUUCAUCUAGCAAAUGCAAACCUUCUCAAGGCAUGCAAAACUGAAGAAAACUACUGGGCACAAAAGGCAAAUAUCAAGUGGCUAGCUAGUGGUGAUGCUUCUACCAAAUAUUUUCACUCUCUUGUUAAAGGAAAAAGAAGGCAAGCUAGAAUCAGAGAACUUAAAGACCAUUCAGGGAAGGUGCUGCUAGAUCCAGACCUUAUUGCUAAUUACAUUUCCAAUCAUUAUGAAGCUACAUUCUCUGAGGACUAUAUUGGGAAUCUGGGGGACAUCAUUGCUAAAAUUCCAACUAUUAUUAAUGACCUAGAUAACCAGUGUAUCACUACUCUCCCUCUCGAAGAUGAAAUCAAAGCAGCAAUAUGGCAACUCAAUCCCAACAGCUCUGCAGGUCCUGAUGGUUACAAUGGAGAAUUUUUCAGACACUUUUGGGAUAUCAUCAAGGCAGACCUUAUCAGUGCCACUAAUGAAUACUUUCAAGGCAUCCCCAUUCCCAUGGCUUUUGGAAGUACUAAUAUCACUCUUAUUCCCAAAGUGGAGGGAGCUAGAGAAAUUGGUGACUACAGACCUAUUGCUCUAUCUACCUUUUUUAAUGAUCUUAUUAUCUUUCUUAAGGGAGACCUUAGGAAUAUCCUAAGAUUCAGACACCUUCUGGAUAGCUAUCUUAAGGCUUCAGGACAGGAGGUUAAUAAAAAGAAAAGCAGGAUUUUCUGCAAGAAAGGGAGCAGAGGUUUAUAUACUAGCAAGCUGGAAGAUACUUUAGGGUUUAAGCAAAACAUCUCUAAGAGGAUUAUUAAGAAAAUGAUUCAACAUUGGGAUUGCUCCGCCACACAUAAUAUCAUCUUUCACCGCAACAUCUAUUUCGUGCGCUAUGAUCCCUGGAAUCACCUUGCGUUCUGCUUGACUUUGCUGGUCAAUACUAUUGCUCCUCCACUAGAGCGACAGAUUGGGGGAGCUUUUGCCUUUAUAGUGGUCCAAAGAGGUGAUGGUGUUGAAAUCCCCUCCAAGAAUCCAGGCUUGAGUCUCUUUUUUGCUGUGAGCAGUGAGGAUUUGAUCUGUUUCAAAGUGGUUUAUGUAGUUGAAGCAGAAUUGAGUGGUUCUGAGGAGAUUGAGGAUCUUUUGAGAUGGGCAAAUCUUCAUCCGAGAGAAGAUAAAUUACAAGGUUCGGUUCAAGGUGAUUUCAAGGGCUGUCCUUCAGUAUCCUUCACACCUGAAGAUAUUCAGAAGCUUUCCAGGAGAUUCACCAAUGCUCUGAUUGGUACAUUUGCUCGAAGGCCAGCUUAUGCAAUCUUGAAGAACUUCUUGCAGAAGCUUGGUCUGCAGGGGGAAUUUUCAAUUGGAACACUAUCCUUUAAUCAGGUUCUUAUUAAUUUUCAGUAUGAAGAAGAUUAUCAAAGGGUGUUUCUUAGACAAACUUGGUCAGUAGGUAAUCAACUUAUGGUGGUUACCAAAUGGACUACUGAUCACACAGAAGGGAUUGAUUGUCCUGUGGUUCAAGUUUGGGUUAGCUGCCCUAAACUUCCCAUCUUUCUUCAUGAUCAGAGAGCCCUUUCUAUAUUAGCUUCUGCUUUAGGAAGGCCACUUAAAGUGGAUGAAAGCACCCUCAGGUUCUCUAGACCAGAACUGGCUCGUUUUUGUGUGGAAAUUGAUGUCUCCAAGCCACCCCCUUCUAAGAUUCAUAUCAACCUGGGAGGGAAAGACUUAUUUCUCCAACUGGUGUAUGAAAAUAUUCCACAUUAUUGUUCUUCAUGUUCAAAACUGGGUCACUUGAAAGGUCACUGUAGGAAUCAAGAGAGGGAACUCAAACAACCAGUCCAAAUCAGAGAAAACAAGGGCAAAGAGAUAAUUGGAGAAAAGUGGACUGUUAUUACCUCCAAAAGAGGUGGGUCUGAAGCUGUUUGGAAAAGAAAACUGGGUCCCUCUUCUGGUCCUGGGGAAUGUUCCAAUUCAUGUGAGGCACAACAACUACAGGACAAGGACAAGGACAAGGAGACCCCAGUGCCAGUAGUACAAUGUCCAGCCCCUCCAACUUCAGCUCCCACUUCUGCUCUUUUAGACCCUACACCUCCUCAAGGCCCAGAAGUUGUUCCAGACAGUGAAGAUGAUCUUAUUAUCUUUCUUAAGGGAGACCUUAGGAAUAUCCUAAGAUUCAGACACCUUCUGGAUAGCUAUCUUAAGGCUUCAGGACAGGAGGUUAAUAAAAAGAAAAGCAGGAUUUUCUGCAAGAAAGGGAGCAGAGGUUUAUAUACUAGCAAGCUGGAAGAUACUUUAGGGUUUAAGGUGGGAAACCCUCCUUUCAAAUACUUGGGUUCUACUAUCACUCAGGGUAAACUCAAAAAAACUCACUGUGAUCAUAUUCUUCACCAUUUUGAUGCUUAUAUCAACAAUUGGUAUAGUAAAGAGCUUAACCCUAUGAGUAGACUCAUUCUUAUCAAGCAUGUCCUAAGUGCAAUUCCUAUGCAUACCCUUGCUGUCCAAGAUCUUCCUAAAUCCAUUAUUAGGACCAUACAUGGCAAACUGGCUAACUUCUUCUGGGGGAGCAAGCAAGGAAGGAACCAUUACCAUUGGGCCAAAUGGGACACAUUAACUAGACCCACUGGAGAGGGAGGUCUAGGGAUCAGGAACUUGGAUGAUAUUCAGAAAGCCUCAGCUUUAAAACUUUGGUGGACGUCUCUUACAGGGAAUUCUCUCUGGGCCAUAUUUAUGAAGAACAAAUAUGCAAGGGAAGGAACUUUUGAGGCUAAGAUUUAUGACUCUGCUUCUUGGAAAAGAAUCUGUAGAAUCUCUCCUAUCGAGGAUCUCAAGGCCAUUUUGACCAAGUGGAGCAAGGAUGAUUUUGGUAAUAUCUUCCAUCAACUUAAGGAGGCAGAAUCUCGAGCUAGCAGGGCCCAAGACCAUUUCGAGGCGAACCCAAACCCUGAAUCCUUGGUUGAAUUCAAUAAGUCCAAUGCUGAACUUCUCUUGCUCUCCAAAAGAGAAACUGAUUUUUGGAGGCAAAAGUCUUGCAUCAGGUGGUUAAAAGAGGGGGAUGCUAGUACAAAAUUCUUCCAUAAUGUGGUCAUAAAUAGGCGCCAGAAGCUUAGGAUCUCUUCUCUUAAGGAUGACCAUGGUCCGAGAGUGAAGCCAGAAAUCAAAGCUAAUAUGCAAAGAGCACUUCAUAUGAGAGAGGGCAAGUUACCUUUCACCUACUUAGGGGCAACCAUUGGAAAAGGGAAAGUUAAGAAGGAAGAUUGUCCGAGAGUGAAGCCAGAAAUCAAAGCUAAUAUGCAAAGAGCACUUCAUAUGAGAGAGGGCAAGUUACCUUUCACCUACUUAGGGGCAACCAUUGGAAAAGGGAAAGUUAAGAAGGAAGAUUGUAAGAAAAUUGUCCAACAUUUUGAUGUCUACCUUAAUACCUGGCAUAGCAAGGUGCUCAACCAAAUGGGGCGUUUAAUCCUAAUUAAGCAUGUUCUCAGUUCAAUACCCUUACACAUUGUUGCUGUCCAGCAAAUGCCUAAAUCUAUCCACAACAUUUUGAACAAAAAGAUGCAGAACUUUCUAUGGGGAUACAAAAAUGGGAAGCCUAAAUAUCAUUGGAUAUCCUGGAGAGGCUUAUGCUACCCAAAACAUGAAGGAGGUCUAGGCAUUAGACACCUGGAAGAUGUAGAAGCAGCUUACUCAACCAAACUUUGGUGGAAGAUUAGAAACUCACAAGGUCUUUGGGGGGAAUACAUGAGGAGAAGAUACAGGCCGGAUUCUUUUCAAGAACAUCCUACAGACACGCUUACUUGGAAAAGGGCUGCAAGGAUCCAUAACUGGGCCUUACAACAUGUCCAGGAAGUGGAUGAAACCGACACCUGGGAGGGUGAGCCCUUCACCACCAAGUUGGCAUACCACGCCUGGAGGGAUUCUAAGCCUAUCUCUCUUGCCCAUAAGAUGAUUUGGAACAAGCUUCAGAUCCCAAAGAUCAGCCUCUUCAUCUGGAAAGCUUUCAAUAAUAUACUCCCCUUCCCGGAAACCUUAUCCAGGUUUAACCUUGCCCUUCCUUCCCAAUGCAGCUUCUGUCUCAACGGCCCACAGGACCUCAACCAUACCCUCUUCCAGUGUCAAAUGUCCUUCAGAAUUUGGAGGUUCUUCUCAGCUCUAUUUGAUGAUCCCAUUCCUAGUAGGGAAGAUACCCUACACGAUACCUGCAUGAAAUGGUGGAUUAGCACGCCAAGGAACAAGCUGCAGGAUAAAAUCACCUCGGUCCUCCCUGGCUUCAUUUCAUGGGGAAUACGGAAGGCUCACAACGAAGUGAAAUACACGGGGAAAGCCUUCAAAGAAGGGACUACUAUCGCAACAAUCAUGAAGACGAUACAACAAUGGAUAUGGAUUCACAAAGGCAAGAAAUGGAUGCAUAUGGAUGAAACGUUGAAGUCCUUGAGUUUUCAUUUGCACUUUAAUAGAAAUAACUCUCAAUGCUUUUCUGUCUUUAAAAAAGCCAUCACGGAAAUCCCUGUACUACGUGAAGAACAAAGUGUUUUUACUAACGUAAAUCUGAGGAAAAGGAAAGGGACUGAGAAGGAACCAAUGUUUGGGAGAAAAAUGCAACUGAGAAAGAGAAAGAAAGGGAUACUGGGAGAAAAUGCUGAGCAGGAAAAGAAUCAAGCUCAAGAAAAUCCAAUUUCACAAGAAGAUGAAAUGCCGAGCAUUGAAAAUAUUGACCAAUUAAACGGUGAGAAGGUUUUGGUAGCAGAAGUUGAGCUCGAAGGAAACACUGAUCAAAGGACUUCGAGAGAUGAGCUAAACACUGACCAAGAAAUUGGUGAAGAUGAAGUAAACACUGAACAAGAGUGUAGUGAAGAGGAAGAAUGUGCUAGGAAGAAGAAAAGUGCAACAGUGGAAAGAAAAGGUAAGAUGCAAUACAAAGAGAAAGAGAAAAAUAUACAAAGAAAGAGAAAGAAGCGGAUGCGGGGAGAAGAAGGAGAACUGAAUAAGAUUGGUGUGAAGUCCAUAAAGACAAGGAUGGCACCGAAAACAAUAACUGAACUGUUAAAAAAUCUGAGUGAAGAACAAAAAGAGGAUGUUAGGGAAAUGGGGUUUUGUAGGUUGUUACAGUUGGAUAUCACGCAUCUUCCUCUGCAGUUAGGUUACUGGCUGGUGGAAAGCUUUGAUACCAGAAGUGUUUCGCUGAUGUUGCCAAGUAAAAAAGAGAUUCACAUUGAUGAGACUUCCAUUCAUAGCACCAUCGGAUUUCCAAUGGGAGGAGAAAGUGUGAUGAAAAAGAAUAGAGAGAAAUCUGAAGAAGCAAGAGAAGUGAUGAGAGCUUGGAAUUUACAAUUUGCAGUUCAGAAAGGGACAAUUAGAAUAGCAGAUGAUGUUAUAAAAGCAUUUGCUUCAGCCAUAAAGAAUUUGGCAGAAGCAAUAUCUACAUUUGAUGAGAAGCUUCAAGCAGCUGUUCAAGUGUUGCCAGAUGAUGAAGCAAUGAAAAUGCUGGUAGAGAGGGUUUCUAAUCUGCUGGAUGCUAAUGUGGGAGGUGUGAUAGAAGAAAAUAUUGAGUUGGAAGCAAAUGUGGGAGAUGGGGGACAAGUGACAGAAGCUAUGGAAGCUGUGGGAGAUGUAGAACAUGUGACAGAACCUACACACACAGAGAAUGGAGAGUUGCAAGCAGAUGUCGGAGGUGCAGGAGAUGUGGCAGAUGUGGCCAAUGUAAAAAAUGGUCCAAGUGAAGACCAGAUUCUUGACAUGGCAGUGGUAAAAAACAAUAGAGAAGCUGAGCUGAAUAAAAAAGGCAAUCAAGAUGAAUGUCGAGAAAGAAUUGCAGAAAGACAAAAGGGUAGAAAGAGAGAUGUUGCACUUUCAGCUACACUAAGGUCGCCAUUCAUGAAUAGAAUUGUAGGCAUAAGGUCUACCUUGACAAUUGAAGAGAGAAUGGUGGAAGCGUUCACAUUUUCAGUAGACAGUGAUGAGUAAGUUAUUUCAAUUAAUUAUGUGCAUACUACUAUUUUUUAGUGUAGCACUCAUUCUGGUAUCUCUUAAUGUUCAUUAAUCUUUACAGGAAAACUCAUUCUGGUAUUUUCUGGGGAUGAAUUUGAACUCAUUCUUGAUGACAUGGAAUACUUGUGAUUUCUUAUUUGUAUCAGUAAUGUGCUAUACAAGGAAGGUGAUAGAGCAAUCAAGAAAGGGCACUUCCAAAG